This is a messenger RNA of Klebsormidium nitens, 1750 nucleotides long. The record is from the annotation of a GenBank genome assembly. Lineage: Eukaryota; Viridiplantae; Streptophyta; Klebsormidiophyceae; Klebsormidiales; Klebsormidiaceae.
CGUUACCAUGGCGUCAGAUUGAGGCCCCUGAAACAGUGAAAGCUGCACACAGUAUUGGGCCAUGCAGUAAUCAGUAACAGGCGCUGCAUUGCCCCGUGCAAGUUGGUGCCACUGCGAGCACAAAGCUGCUGAAAAGAGGGAAAGAGGGGUGCUGGACAAUCAACCUUCCACAAUUGAGAUGGCAGAGCUUGCUACCAUCGCGAAGUCGCACCGGCUGUUGGCCGGUCACGUCGUUUGCGGAGGGCCCGAGAAUGGAAGAUCAGGAAGCACCAACCAAGGGAGUCUUUUGGGCAGGACUCUACCUUCCUUCACAGCAGCCAACCAAGGCAUUGUCAGGAGCUUGUGUGGAACAGUGCCAAGAUGUCAAAGAGCGACAGAAUCGCAGCAAAAAGCACAUCUGCAGCUUGACGGACGUACAAUUGGAAGACGCAGUCAGAGAGUGGUUCAGCGGAGCGCUGUGGCAGCAAGCGGUAAAUACUACGUGCUGCAACCAGACUCCAAGAAGGCGACCGGUUACUUUCCCCCCUUCAGCAAGGACCUUCUAGACAACCUCCUGGUAGAGAUGCCACCUCACUUGCUCCAAGAGCUGAGGGAAAUUGUUCAAAACAGGAUUUCGUCCGAGUCAGUGGAUGCAGCGACGGCCGCGGAAGACGAACGCUUGUUCGAGUCUGUCGUGCAGAUGAUGGGAGAGUAUGACCGCAAUCUGCUGUACCAGCUCCCUGGGGAGACUCUUGAGGAGGUGCAGAGUUUCCUGGCAAAACGGGGGCGCAUUCUCUACAUCGCAGACAGUAAGAUCGAAGGUGCGGGGCGGGGGGGCUUUGCCAAGGUCCCAAUUAAGGCGGGUACGGUGAUCACCCAGUAUAUCAACGAGCGGCAACUCCUGAAUGCGCCUAUGGGGUUGGUCAGGUCUACAAACCUCGCAGGAGCGCUUGGGGAGGAGUCAGACUCGGAGGCGAGCGUCUCAGGAAGCGAGAAUGGGCAGAAGUAUGACUACUAUGGCCGGGAAGUAGACUGGCCCCCACAUGCGAUCCCGCAUUUGUUGAACGACCACAGCGCCCUGCGGGGCCCGGACCUUUACGUCGACCCCGCACUCAAGAUGGCGCAAUACCUUCGAAGACUGGUCACAAUGAACAACGUGGCCUUCGUUGAGCGGUGGGGCGAGCGCUUUGCCGUUGCAACCCGAGACAUCGAAGCAGGGGAGGAGCUUCUCUGGACGUACGGCAUCUCGUGGUGGUUAGACGUGGAGCGAGAAAACAUGUUCAUGGUCAUGCUGUGGAUCGCCAGCGAACAAACCGGGUCAGAGAUGGGGGGUAAGGAGCGGGAAAUGAUAGAGGAGGCAUGGUCAAGGAUUCGGGUACUGGAAGAAGCGGCGCAGGCAGGGAAAGCGAUGGAACUAGAGGUGGUUGGGAAGCACGGGCCGAAGGCGCGGGAGGAAGUGUAUGUAAUGGAGCCGUUACCUAAGUUGUUUGAAAACGAGGAGAUUUUGAGGGAGCAGCUGGUGCCGUAUUAUGCGGAUAUGCUGGAGGCCUGGAAGAGGGACACGUUUGACGAGGAAAUGCUGCAGGAAAUGCAACGGACGAUGUUUGGCUGACUGAUGUCGUCAGAUUAGUGGGUGAUUGCCACCUUAAAUGCUCAGCCCAUAGCUUCGACUACCAUAAUCUAUUAUGGUCCUAGGUCUGAUUCAUAGCUCCACCACUUCGAUUGGUCGAGCUCAGUGCACGUGAGCCGCCUCUAUCUGUUCAAAGUUCGG